This is a messenger RNA of Marchantia polymorpha subsp. ruderalis, 2012 nucleotides long. NCBI's taxonomy places the organism in Eukaryota, Viridiplantae, Streptophyta, Marchantiopsida, Marchantiales, Marchantiaceae. The record is from the annotation of a GenBank genome assembly.
UCCAGUAGAACCUGGACCUUACAACUUCUAUAGCUGUACAACUUCUAAACAGAGUUGUACUCUUGCCUCGAUUUGUAGCUUUACCAUAGCGGUCAGCCCUCCUUCAGACUGGUUGGAAUAGUCGAUGCCACAGAAGAGGGACUAAAUGCAAAAGUGUCAAGGAUCCAGGGAGCGUGAAGUUUAGGACAGUAGACAUGGCUAGUCGUCAAGUGUAUCACUUGGAUACUCAAGUUCUUUGGGUAUGCCAGGAUUUGGGAGAUACAAAUGCAAAUGCUGUCCGGAUCCGUAUAAGGUGACAGAAGUCUCUCGUGGGUCAUGUACAAACAGACGACAGUUUGGUGCAAGUUGCACCACUGUACGUCGAAGUGCUGCGAUUGGCAAUUGGGCACGAACAUUCUUUUUUCACAGUCUUUCUCCCUCUCGAGAGCUGGAAGAAGCAACGUGCCCCUUCAACUUCUUUACUCGCCAUUUCUUCAACCGAGUGCACAGUACGAUACAAUGCUGUACAACAGCUUUAGCACGGAGCCCAAGAUCGACUGCUGCUGCUGCUGCUGCUGCGCUCGGGCACGGAGCAGAGCUUUGCUUCCUGUUCAGGUGGAGGGAGGAAAGGUAUGCCGGAGUCCGGAGGACCCUUCACCUCCAUGUGCGAGCGAGCGAGCGAUUGUUGGAAGGUCUACUUCUUACCUCGAAAGAAGUGGCUGUACACUGUGCAGCAAAUGGCUUCUGCUAUUCAGACGAUGUUCAGCAGACUGCAGUGGAGUGCGUGUCCCAACUCAUCUUUUUAUUCGUGUCGCUAGCCUGAUUUCCUUCGCGGGUGGAGGAGAGCUCAUUAUAAAGAACUUAGUAAUCAGGAGUGGAGAAAAGAAGAAUUAUUAUUACUCGUGAUGUGGCGCAUGCUGGCGAAAGUCAUACAACAGCCAGCCAUUCAGACUGUCGCAUGAAUGGGAGAGGAUUAGGAGGGAAAGGAAAACUUUCCCUUCGUGUGAGCAGUGCUCAAUUUUCGUGGUUUCUUGUUUCGGGAAAAAGCUGAAUGAAUGGAGAGGAGACGACUGGAAAGUCAGGGCUGAAUAACGUGUGCAUAGUACACAGCAGUGAAUGCAUGCAUGGCCCGGUUGGUGGUGCUUGGGCUGUAAAUGCCAGUACCGCAGGAACUGAUACUGCAGCACGCAGCAAAUACCGUUGUACUGACAAAUAAUCGAAGGAAUUCGCCUCGGCAUAUAACCUAUAGAUGAGAUGUGUUUGUGACAAAAUCCAUGUCUCGAUUUCUAUAGAGGUGAAGGGCUGUAGCAGGUCGGCUCUUGUACAGGGUAGACAUAGGGCCACGAGGGUUCACUUUCUAAUUAUUGUGAAUCUUCUUGUCCUCUGCCAGUCAGAAAAGUGAGCACAUCCAGCCUUCAUCCUUAGUUUCCUGCCUUAACUUAUCAUCCUAACCGCUAAUUAGCAUCGAUGCUGCUCGGAGAGUGGAAUGAUUGAUCUCUGUAGAUACUGGCAUAAAAGACUUCUGAACUGAAACCUUCGGAGAUACCGUACAACCCACAUAGAUGAACAUACAAGGAACGAGGGAGAGAAAGAAGAGAGAGAAAUUUGAAUGCGUAAUUAUCUUUUAUCCUCGUGUAAUUAUUGGCAGCGCAGAUCAGAAUUCGAGAGUUGGACAGACUUCUCUGAAGAAAUUUGAACCUAUGGUCUAAAGAUUCCAUUUAUCACAAACACAAGGAGAGGGUGAGAGAGUGUGGCCUCACAAGCGCAGAGAUGAUUUGCAUCCACGCCAUCUCAUGCUUUAGGAGGUGGAUGAGAUCUGAGAUCGUGUGAAAAGGAUUUUCUUUCAAGGAUUUUCGAACUAGAGAGAAGCGUGAACCUCUGAAAGAUUCCACCUGUCUCUGGGGAGAGAGAGAAGAAAGAGACUACCGAGCAGCUUUAUGCUCAUCAAAGUAAAUCCACCUGUAUGCGUGCUGUAUAUAUCAAAAGAUACAGUACAGUCUCAAAACAACUGGGCUCAUGUAAAUUUGUCACAG